GGGGUGGGGGGGGGGGGUGUCUAAUUGGAUCAGCAAUUCGGGAAAAAAUUGUAUAUCCUUUUAGGUUUUAUGAUUAUAGUCAUGGUCUGUAAAGCGUUUCUAAAUAUGUACAUUUAAAGGACAUAGAUAAGAAAGAAAGUGCUGUCGUUACCGAUGUAAACAAUAGUUAGUUGACUGUCGAAGAUGAGCGAGACUGAAUCUGUAGAUUUAGAGAGAGAAGAGCUGGGGAAAUAUGCUGAUCUAUUUUCACUCGAGGUGGCGAAACCAGUGAGGUUAUCACUCCAUUUGAUUGUCCAAAGACACCUCCCCCCGGAUGCUAGGAACUGGAGUCACGAUAAAAUUCUAGAAGCUCUUCAGAAAAUCACCCACCUUCGACUGGAUAGAGAGAACAUUUCGGAGAUUGACGGCUUAGAGUUACUUGGGGAGAGAGUCACAAAUGUCUACCUCCAGAGUAAUAUAAUCAAAAGGAUAGAGAAUUUCGAGUGCCUGAAGAAUCUCCAGUUUCUGACUCUGUCCGGGAACCAGAUACAAUCUAUAGAGAACCUCAAACACCUACAGAGGCUGUUCUUCCUGGAUCUUUCCUUCAACCUCAUAAACGACUUUGAUAUAGAUGAGUUUCCAAUGUCUUUGAUUAUUCUGAAUCUGAAAGGAAAUCCAUGUACAAGUCACCCAGACCACAGGGGCCGAAUCAUUCAGGACUUGCCAAAGCUGAAACAACUGGAUGAUGUAGAAAUCAGCAGCGAGGAGAAAUUAGAGGCAGGGUUCAAAACCGAGGAAAGUGAGGAGGAGGAGGAAGAUGAUGAUGAUAAUGAAGAAAUUGACAAGGAAAUCCCAGGAAAAGAUACAGCAGAAUUCAAAGAUAUAACACAGCUGACAAACUCCACCCUGGUGAGAUCACAACAGAGAGAAGAUUUCAACGUUCUGAAUCAAACCAGUUCGGAGAUCAAUCGGUUGGAAAACGAACUUGAUGAAGCAAGAUGUAAUUAUAAAAUGACCUUCACUGAAGCAUCGCAACGUCUGGCGCAGGCUGCGGAGAAACGGAAGAAGAAUAUUCAGCGAGCACGACCGUAUUUUGAAUUAAAAGAGGAAGCCAAACAGGCACAAGGCGAGUCUUUGAGGGCAGCCCGCCAGUAUCAGUCCGCCAUCAGUGUUUACCGUGCUGCGAAGGAAACGGUGAUGCUGGCAGAAGAACGACUCCUGCAGAAGGGGGAAGGAAGUCUAUCAGCGGCCUGGCAGGAAAUGAUGAACCACGCCACCAUGAGGGUGAUGGAAGCAGAGCGGGAGAAGCGACAGAGCGAGGAGCGCCACCAGAUCGCUACAUCACGGUGUGCCCAAUGUGAGAAAAGACUGAAACAGCUGCAGAAAAAGUUUAAAACCUCCAUUAUCAAAGCCGGUCCUUAUUUUGAGGUUAAACACGAAUUAGACGUAAAACUGCAACACCAGAAACAGAACGUGACAGACCUACACACGGCCAUUAAAGACGCGAAAAUCCGAUACACCAAAGCCCUCGGCAACCUCGAAAAAAUCUCAGAGGAGAUUCAUCAAAGCAGGAGGGAGAAAAUCAUGCUCAUGUUUCCACGGCAGCCAGGCGUGGGGGCCGAAUCCGGAAGUAGCCUCGCUUCAGCUGUCCCUGAAAUCAACCUCGAAGAAGCAGAAUUGGACAAUCUUGCAGAAGAUAGCGAUUCCAUCUUCGAAGAGGAUGACGAUAAUAAAGCCGAUGAAGGCAUUUCAAUAAACUGUCCCUCGGACCCAGGCUGUGCAACUGAUAGACUCGAAAGUGACGGAUCAAUUUUGACUCGCAGAGAAAUAUACUGUCACAUGAAAAGUGAAAACAAAUCAGAAAGUACUGAAAAAAUGUCAACGACAAGUGACCAUCGAGACACACGUUCACAUACUCCCAGCAUGGAACAAUGACACAUUGACUUUGAUUACCAACUAAGCAGUAUUGAGAGUAGUAAUUUUUAUUGAAGGGUUAAUUUUCGUUCAUGUUGUGGUGUCAAUAUAUAUACAUACCAACGAAUUCAUGACCUAAUACACAAUACGAGACGUGAACGACAAAUCUUCAUCUGAGCAGGAAGGGGUUUUCUUCACAGACCAUUCAAACCGGACCCGAGGAAAAUUAGUGACUGAACAGCAAUGCAGAAGGAUGAAGACAAACCACGCAAUUCUACGAGGCAAUCAAAAUGUCCGUUAAGUACCUGCUUUCAUACACUGACAGUCGUGUCUUGUCAACAAAAUAGAGGAUCUCCCGCCUUAUGUUUUAAUAUUGAAAACAAACAAGUGCAAGAAUUCUAAAUGGUGUAUUUCCAAUAUAAACUUUUAUUUCUUUUCUCCACAAUUGAACAUGAGUUUCAUAAACUAGUACUGAAUUACACCUGGCCCCAAAAAUGUAAUAGCUGUUAGUAAUUUUAUAUCAUGGUCCACGUAGGUAUAUUUUUGUUAUACCAUGCUGUCCACGUUGAAAUAAUCAACGAUUUGAAAUGUGUAUUUACUGUAUGUGCGAUUUUUGAUUUUAAUGACAUCGGCAAAGUUGUAAAAAUGCUAAUUAUCGAACACUGACAGAUAAAAUCAUAUAUAUA
Ostrea edulis (European flat oyster) is the source of this 2579-nucleotide messenger RNA. Its product is annotated as SH3 domain-binding protein 5-like. Gene Ontology annotation, biological process: negative regulation of protein tyrosine kinase activity; intracellular signal transduction. Gene Ontology annotation, molecular function: protein kinase inhibitor activity; protein binding. Lineage: Eukaryota; Metazoa; Mollusca; Bivalvia; Ostreida; Ostreidae. The transcript is spliced from 14 exons. The record is from RefSeq and is a predicted model, not a curated record. The coding region runs from base 184 to 1914 and encodes 576 amino acids. Gene Ontology annotation, cellular component: cytoplasm.